GCAGUUGCGGGUAAUCAUGGAUGAAAGAGGCGGUUACUCGCGUGGGUGGCCUAGAGUUGGUAGUUCCUGGGGAUGAUAAAAGCAGCUGGCCGUCGAACUUGAAUAACAGCUCUGGACAAAAUUCGCUGCAACCCAAGUUUUGAGUCAGACAGUCAUCGACGGCUUUUUCUACACGAGUCAAUCUCAUCGUCAGGCACCAUGAACGCCAUCUUUGCAGCCGAUCUUGUCCUUUACCUGGUGCUCCUUCCCUUGGUUUUCUACAUUGUCUGGACGCGCCGCUCGGGCGGACUUCUGGCAUGGUACUAUCUAAGUGUCUUCUGCAUUGCUCGUGUCGUGGGAGGAGCGAUGGGAGUACAUGAUAGCCAGAGCCUUGCUGCGAACAUCAUUGUGGGCGUGGGCAUCUCGCCUCUCAUUCUAGCAAUUGAUGGUCUUCUCCAUGAAGCCCGAGCUUACCGCAACCCCGGAUCACAAUGGGUCGGCUGGGCGGUAGUCAUCGUAGCCACAGGAUUGAUGGCCACGGCUCUUGCGCUUGCAAUUGUGGGUGCCUUGAACAUCUAUGAAGGUCAUCCCAAGGCGGACAGUCUGGACCACUGGAAGACAGGCACCGGAUUAAUGGUGUUGGUUUGGGGUUUGGAGGUGAUCUGGGCAUGUAUCCAGCUCCUGCCAUCGCAGCGACGGAAGGAUGCCUUCUCGUUUCAUGCUGGUACUACGCUUCUUCAGGGGUCUUUUCUGGCAUUAUUCUUUGUGGGCAUCCGGGCUAUUUACCAGUUGGUCGCGGUGUGCACGCAGCGGAAAGACCUCAGCUCCAGCACUGGAAGUUUGGCAGUGCGGGUGGUUUUGGUGUUUUUGCCGGAAGCCUUUACAGUUUUCUCGAUGGUGCUUGUGGGCGUGCAGACAAGGAACGUCAGGAAAGGUUGAUCGUGCAACGACUUCGUGGCCGGAGAUAGUGUGACAUAUGUCUCCGAUUCGCUUGCUGGUCUGCUACAUGCGUGUGAUUUAUUUUCUGUCGAUCAUGUACCAUAUUAGUUUAUAGACUUGC
Messenger RNA from Aspergillus uvarum CBS 121591, 1039 nucleotides. RefSeq lists its product as uncharacterized. The record is from RefSeq and is a predicted model, not a curated record. Lineage: Eukaryota; Fungi; Ascomycota; Eurotiomycetes; Eurotiales; Aspergillaceae. Bases 199 to 918 code for a protein of 239 amino acids. The transcript is spliced from 3 exons.